AGGUGCAGUGGCGCGGGGAGCACGCUCCUCCCACCAGCGGACGCCUCACGCCCUCAAUUUCAUCGGGCUUCGGGACACCGCCGCAAGAGAGAGACCUGAAGGCCGCCGGCCAUGAGCGGCCCACUACGAUCCGGCCCGAGCAGCUGGCGGCGGGCGGCCACCCUGGUGCUGGCCGCGGGCUGGACCCGCCCGAGACCCGCCGCCCGCGCACCCGCCGACGGCUUCCGGCUGCUUUUACUCCAGCGCUCCCCAAACCAGCGCUUCAUGCCGGGCGCGCACGUCUUCCCGGGGGGCGUGCUGGACGCGGCCGACAGCUCGCCCGACUGGCUGCGUCUCUUCGCGCCUCGCCACACACCGCCGAGCUUCGGCCUGGGGCCCUCGCCGCCUCCUCGGCAGCAGCUCCCUCUCCCGGGGCUCUUCCCCAGCGACGCGGACGCCGCGGCGCUGCCUAAUGACGUCGCGCUGCGCAUCUGCGCCAUCCGGGAGACCUUCGAGGAAGCCGGGGUGCUGCUGCUGAGGCCGCGGGGCUCGGCGUCGGCAUCGCCGCCGUCGCUGCCGCCGGAGUCUCGGGACCCGGGCCACGCGCUGCCCCCUCCCCCGGGCCUGGCCGAAUGGCGCUCGCGCGUGCGCAGUGACCCGCGCGACUUCCUGCAGCUGUGCGCGCACCUGGACUGCACGCCCGACAUCUGGGCGCUGCACGACUGGGGCGGCUGGCUCACGCCGUACGGGGCCGGCAGCCGCCGCUUCGACACCGCCUUCUUCCUGUGCUGCCUGCGCGAGACCCCGAGCGUGGAGCCCGACCUGGCCGAGGUGGAGGGCUACGAGUGGUUAUCUCCAUCGGAGGCAACCGAAUGUUUCCUGUCCAAAGAAAUCUGGCUGGCACCACCGCAGUUCUACGAAGUGAGGAGACUUGAAAAUUUUGCCUCCCUCUCCGCUCUGCACAGAUUUUGUUGGGAUCGCCCACGAGAAGUCUCCGAGAGAUGGCUGCAGAUAAUACUCUUAACUGCCGAUGGCUCCAUCCAUCUUCUUCCUGGAGAUGAGCUGUACGUGAAAGACUCUGACUUCUUGGAAAAGAAUAUGUUAACUGACAAAAAGACUGAAGAAAUUCUGAAGGAAGGCAAAGUGCUUAACCGAAUAGUGGUCCGCGGUUCCCACUGCUACGAAAUCUACGUGACUCUUCCGUCAACGAACAACUGUGUGUACCCCAAGAACUACAGAGUGGACAGGGCCCGUGUCGCCCACUUGUGAGCCGUCCUACUUAACCGACUGCUAACAGAGGAGGAGGAGGAGCAACUGACCUGGUCUAAAGUCUAAGGAACGUGCCAAUAAAAGUCUCCGUGAGCUGUGUCCUGUGUCACAUGCGUUGUGGGAGCCGCUGCCGUUCUUCAAAGUACACAGCAAGCCAUGAGUAUAAAGUGCAUGAAGGAUUAGCCCAGCACGGU
Messenger RNA from Acomys russatus (golden spiny mouse), 1442 nucleotides. RefSeq names its product nudix hydrolase 19 (gene Nudt19). Gene Ontology annotation, molecular function: hydrolase activity, acting on acid anhydrides, in phosphorus-containing anhydrides. Bases 112 to 1248 code for a protein of 378 amino acids. Lineage: Eukaryota; Metazoa; Chordata; Mammalia; Rodentia; Muridae. The transcript has 3 exons. The record is from RefSeq and is a predicted model, not a curated record. Gene Ontology annotation, cellular component: mitochondrion.